Aaosphaeria arxii CBS 175.79 is the source of this 1395-nucleotide messenger RNA. RefSeq names its product glycoside hydrolase family 105 protein. Gene Ontology annotation, biological process: carbohydrate metabolic process. The record is from RefSeq and is a predicted model, not a curated record. Lineage: Eukaryota; Fungi; Ascomycota; Dothideomycetes; Pleosporales. The coding region runs from base 262 to 1395 and encodes 377 amino acids. The transcript has a single exon.
ACCACCCACCGUCUUAACUCAUAGCUCAGGUAGUUUAGCUAACAACCCCGCGGGCGACGACGAGUUCAAAAAGACGGAGAAAGGGUAAAUUGUUUUGAAUUGCGGAGCUCCCACAUUUUUCAAUCUCAUUCUCCCUCCUCACUUUCUUCUUCUCUCUCCACGAUUUCUCAAUUGCACAAAACCAACCCCUUGAGAGCCAAAGCCUCCACCUACAUCACACAACCCAACUCUUUCACACUCUCCCAAGGAGAAACCACCACAAUGUCAACACUCACAACCCACGGUCUGAAAUCCGAGCAAAUCCACAAUGCCAUCAAACUCCUCACCCACAACCUCAUCAACAUCCACGACACCACCGGCGAGUUCCUCCUCAAGCUCGACGACGGCCGCAUAAUCGACACGAAAGGCUGGGACGGCUGGGAAUGGACCCACGGCAUCGGUCUCUACGGGCUGUACCACUACUACACGCUGACCGGCGACGCCUCCACCAAGACCAUCAUGCUCGAGUGGUUCGCCAAACAGCUCGGCAAAGGCACCACCAAAAACAUCAACACCAUGUCGCCCUUCCUCACCCUCGCGUAUCUGUAUGAGGAUACGGGCGACAAGACGUACGUCCCCUGGCUCGACACGUGGGCCGAGUGGGUGAUGCACGGGCUCCCCCGCACCCGGUACGGCGGCUUCCAGCACGAGACGUACAAUUCGUUCAACAAGAACGAGCUCUGGGACGACACGCUGAUGAUGUCGGCGCUGCCGCUCGCGAAGAUCGGGCUCACGCUGAACAGGCCUGAGUAUGUGGAGGAGGCGAAGAGGCAGUUCUUGCUGCAUUGUCAGUACUUGUUUGAUCCGACGACGGGGUUGUUCUUCCAUGGGUGGAAGUUUGCGGGUGAAGAGGAGGAGGGACUGGGACAUAAUUUCGCGAAGGCGAGGUGGGCGAGGGGGAACUCGUGGCUCACGAUUGUGAUUCCCGAUUUCGUGGAGUUGUUGGAGUUGAAGGAGGGGGAUCCGCUGAGGCAGUUCUUGCUGGGGCUGUUGGAUGCGCAGUGUAGGGCGUUGAAGAAGCAUCAGCAGGAGAAUGGACUGUGGAGGACGCUGAUUGAUGUGCCGUUGGAGGAGGGGAGUUAUGAGGAGGCGUCCGCGACGGCGGGCUUCGCGUAUGGUAUGUUGAAGGCGGUUAGGAAGAGGUAUGUGGGUGAGGAGUUCUUGGAGCCUGCUGUUAGGGCUAUCAAGGCGGUGUUGGGUAAGAUCAACGAGGAGGGAGAGUUGCAGGAUGUCAGUUUCGGAACGGCCAUGGGUCACGAUUUGAAGCAUUAUAAGGACAUCCCUAUCACGAGCAUGCCGUAUGGUCAGGCUAUGGCCAUCAUGGCUUUGGGAGAGUUCGUGCGGUUGUAUAUUUAG